AUGCCGUGCCGGAGGGAGGAGGAGGACGAGGACGACGAGGCGGCGGCGGCUGGAGAGGAGGAGGAGGACCAGUCGGUGACUGUCGGGGGCUCGGGGGACGUGGACCGGCUGGUGGCCCAGAUCGGGGAGGCGCUGCAGCUGGACGCGGCGCACGGGAGCCGGCCCGCCCCGCGGGGGCCCCUGACGUUCAAGCAGCAGUCGCCGCCGCCGCUGCGACCCCCGGUGCUGCAGCUGCUGCUGCCUCCGGGGCCGGCUCCGGCGGCCCUGCAGCCCUCGGGACCGCUGCAGUGCGCGGGGAACGGGACCCGCGCUGCCCUGUCGUGGGCGAGCGACGUGGGCGCCACCUCGCAGCCUCCGCCGCGGGCGCCGUCGGGUCCCUGCGCCCCAGAGGGGGCCCCGGCCCGCAGCGGCGCCUGCGGUCCGCACGUCUGCAAGCGGGGCUUCCCGCAGCCGCUGCCUGGCCCGUGCCGGCGCGCCUGGCUUCGGGGCGCCGCCGCCUCCCGGCGCCUGCAGCAGCAGCAGCACCAGCACCAGCACCAUCAGUACCGGUACCGAGGGCAGCCGGGACUCCGGGCCGGAGAGGAUGACCCCCACCAGUUUCUGCAGCAGCUUGUCCUCUCGGGGAACCUCAUCAAAGAGGCCGUGCGAAGACUUCGGAGAGCUGUGGCCGUGGUUGCUGGCUCCGUGGCCCCCGCUGCCCCCAGCGCCGGCCCCUCCUGCGUCUUUGCCUCCGGGGGCGGGAGCGACUGGGGCGGGAGGGACUCUAUCUCCCUGCAGUCCUCGACGACCAGUCUGCUCUAA
This is a messenger RNA of Phascolarctos cinereus (koala), 801 nucleotides long. NCBI's taxonomy places the organism in Eukaryota, Metazoa, Chordata, Mammalia, Diprotodontia, Phascolarctidae. The record is from RefSeq and is a predicted model, not a curated record.